CAGGUACACAUUCAAAUGAGAGAAAUUCAUUCUAAGAAAAUAAACUCUCAAAGUCAAUAAUACAACUGUGCAACGGGUGGUAUAUAACUGCUUGACUAAGGUUAUCAUCGGUGACAAAAAUCAACGGCGCCUUAGGGCGAUUCAUACAAGAUAUUCCGGGCGCCGUAAAGAUUCUUCACAAUGGCUUCUCAACCAGACGGGAAUACUGUCUUCAUGACCGAGCAAGAAGCCGAGCGUAUCCGGAAUAUGGUCAAAAACAGAUCAAAAAAAUGUUCCGAACUUACAGGUAACGCGCGGGAACCAAAGGACUUAACAGGUGCAAAACAACAGGCAACCGGCGCCUCCCUUAUGGUAGACAUGGGCGCUCCCGAUGCGGACUUGGCCCAAACGAAGGGUCAAGGAGGAUCAUUCCCCGUCCUCCCUGUAGGACAGCCAUAUCCGCCAUGUAUCGUCCCGCUCCAAGGCCUACAACCCAUAAAGCUCACCGAUCUUAAAAUGAAUACCCACCAUCGCGGCCAUUACCUCACUAUCAAACGUAUAAGUCCAGUGGUCACCCUUUUAGCUAGGUCAUGGGCAAUGGUGCAAGAUGAAGAGGAGGAGACGGAACGUUUAGAGAUAUACUUACACAAAUUGAGACACGGGAAGGAUGUCCUGGAAUCUACAUCGCAUUUCAUAAUAAAAGAACCACACUUCACUCUUACCGAUCAGGGUGAAGCAACCAUCCGAAUUGACCAUCCUUCGGAUUUAAUCAUUCGGGACGAGGCUUCUAACAACCAAAUUCAUGAUGCGGAAGUGGUAGAAAAAGCAGCGAGGAAGUGCAAAGAUAAGGGAAAUGCUGCACUUGAAAAACAGAACCUACCUUUAGCCCAUGCAGAAUACACUAAAGGCCUCAAGCUUGCUAUACAAGAUAUUGUCACUAAAUCCAACCCUGACUUGGCACGAGAUCUUGCUCGCAAUCGAGCUCAUGUCAACCUCCUCCUAAGUCAACUAGAUGAGGCCAAGAGCGAUGCGAAAUCAUCGCUUACUAGCAGGGAAGAUCAGCAAUCAAAAGAACUCGAUAGCAAAGCCUAUUUCCGCGCUGGCUCUGCAGCAUACAAUCUUGGGCAAUACCAAGAAGCAAAGAGUUUAUUCGAGCAGCAAUUAAAACUUACGCCCGAUAACAAAACCGCGAUUGCCUACUUACGAAAUAUUGAGGUGCGCCUUCGUGAGCAAGAGACUGGGGAGUAUAACUUCAAAAAGAUUAGGACUGGUCUAUCUAGAUCUCGCCCGCGUGUUGAUGCUGCAAGUUUUAUCAGAAACACAAAAGUUAAAGAGAUACCUGGGCGAGGGCGUGGCCUGGUUGCAACCCGCGAUAUUCCUAUUGGGGAGAUAGUCAUGUGCGAAAAAGCUUUCUGCGUAGUCUGGGGUCAUGAAAAAGAGGCGCUGACGGCGAUGACUUACGACAUACGGGAUGAUAGAAUCAGAGUAUCACCCGUUGGUCUAAACAAAGCGAUCGUGCAAAAGCUUCUCAACAACCCUUCCCAGACCGAAAAAGUUAUGGACCUAUUCGGCGACUACCAAGGGGAAGGCAACAAUGUGACAAGGACUGAAGAUGGUCCGGUUGUUGAUACAUUUCGAGUACAUGAUAUUAUGUCCCGGAAUGCCUUUGGUCCAGGUAACCAAUACGGGGAAGAGGGCUUAAGCAACGCUAGCACUGGUCUCUGGGUUCAUGCGGCUUAUAUAAAUCACUCGUGCAUUGCCAAUGCGAAAAAGGAAUACAUCGGUGAUCUAAUGGUACUACGUGCCAUUCGACCCAUAACCCCCAGCGAAGAGAUUUUCCAUAGUUACGACGAAUCUAGCGACUAUGAUGCUAGGCAGGCAGCGCUGAUGAACACUUGGGGCUUUGAAUGCGACUGCGCACUUUGUACUGUGGAAAAGACUGACGAUCCUGUAUUGCGGAAAAAGCGACGAGACCUAGCAAAUGAUGCAGAGGAAUUCGUAGGAACUGAAAACUGGUCGAAUGCGAAGAGACUCACCAUUUCAAAGGCGAAGCGUCUUGUGCGGGACAUUGAAAAUACGUACGAUGAGGAGAAAUAUAAGGGUCUACCUCGUAUGGCAGCACAGAGAAUCCAGGAGUGGCUCGCUUUAGCGAACCAAAAGAGCAAAAAAUAAAUAAAAGGCCACAAUAGUAAUAAAAUAGGGAUAGUUGAUCAUGAAGAAAGAGUCGUUACUUUCGUAUAUUUUCCUUAACUGUUUACUAUCCCCGUUCUUAGAGCUUUCACUAGGGAUUUGGUAAACGUCAGAGUUGGCGAUCCUUCUCCUUUCAGUCCUGCAGUACCUACAUGUAUAAGUGCUUGGGGGGUUGCCGUUGGCCGCAUAGGUACCCUCUAUUUACUAACAACAACCAACACUGCGUCAUUACAUCCCCACCUCAGCCAACUUGUUCCCUACCUAGGUAAUUACUUAUUAUUGACAGAAGUGGUAGGUUUUCGGCCACCUACACAUACCU
Hypoxylon trugodes is the source of this 2488-nucleotide messenger RNA. Its product is annotated as SET domain-containing protein. The transcript has a single exon. The record is from RefSeq and is a predicted model, not a curated record. Lineage: Eukaryota; Fungi; Ascomycota; Sordariomycetes; Xylariales; Hypoxylaceae. Gene Ontology annotation, molecular function: protein binding. The coding region runs from base 181 to 2151 and encodes 656 amino acids.